AACAGAAAAAACAAAAACAUGUAAAAGAAACUCAUACUUGAAUUCCAAUUCCCAUAAUCAUCAUCAUCAUCGAGCACCAGGGCCUCAUGACCGACGCUCAAGACCAAUCCAAUUGGAAACCCAAGCGUUCCCACUAUCCGCCGCCUAAUCCUCUGCCCACUGAUCGCCCCGUUAGAAUCUACGCCGAUGGGAUCUACGAUCUUUUUCACUUCGGCCACGCGCGCUCUCUUGAACAAGCCAAGAAACUGUUGCCAAAUUCUUAUCUCCUUGUUGGAUGCUGCAAUGAUGAAAUCACCCACAAGUAUAAGGGCAAAACUGUUAUGACAGAGGCCGAACGUUAUGAAUCACUUCGCCAUUGCAAGUGGGUAGAUGAAGUCAUUCCUGAUGCACCUUGGGUGGUCACACAAGAAUUUCUUGACAAGCAUAAGAUCGACUAUGUGGCACACGACUCUCUUCCCUAUGCAGAUGCUAGUGGUGCUGGAAAAGACGUUUAUGAAUUUGUCAAAUCUGCAGGGAAGUUUCUGGAAACAAAACGAACAGAUGGGAUUUCAACAUCAGAUAUUAUUAUGAGGAUUGUUAAAGACUACAACCAAUAUGUUAUGCGAAACUUGGAUCGAGGAUAUUCAAGAAAGGAGCUGGGUGUUAGCUAUGUGAAGGAAAAGCGGCUGAGAGUUAACAUGAGAUUGAAAAAACUGCAAGAGAAAGUGAAGGAACACCAAGAAAAAGUUGGAGAAAAGAUCCAAACUGUUGCAAUGCAUCGUAAUGAGUGGGUGGAAAAUGCUGAUCGCUGGGUUGCUGGUUUCCUUGAGAUGUUUGAAGAAGGUUGCCAUAAAAUGGGCACAGCUAUCAGGGACCGAAUUCAAGAGCGGUUAAGAGGGCAGAUGUCGAGUGACUCUAAAUAUCUACUGCCGAAUGGCGAGGAUGAUGGUGAUGAAGAUGAAGAAUAUUACGAUGAGGAUGAUUAUUCUGACGAUGAUGGAGAAGAGUACUACUAUGAUGAUGAAGAUUCGUAUGAUGAGAAAGACGAGAAAGAAAAGAAAUAGAUCUGGCUUUCCAUGAUUGCAUCUAGUAAUAGGUCUAAUGCAAACCAUAUUGUGCCUGGUUGUGUAUUACUUGUGGGUUUUCUGUAAAAUACCAUAGAAAGUUAAAAAUACAUUGCCAGGAGUUGUGAAGGAAGCUUGGUUUUAAGUGGAAACUAAAACCUUUUUUGUAAUUUAUUUUUUAUUUUUCAAUUAUCUAGUGUGGUUGAGAUUUCUCCAAAAUUUGUAACACUCAUACAUGAAAUUGCUAUGUAUGCUUCUUAUUUUUGUGAUAUGGUAGAAAAUUAGUAGUGAAA
Messenger RNA from Pistacia vera, 1336 nucleotides. Its product is annotated as choline-phosphate cytidylyltransferase 1-like. The transcript has 8 exons. Gene Ontology annotation, molecular function: phosphatidylcholine binding; choline-phosphate cytidylyltransferase activity. NCBI's taxonomy places the organism in Eukaryota, Viridiplantae, Streptophyta, Magnoliopsida, Sapindales, Anacardiaceae. Bases 87 to 1043 code for a protein of 318 amino acids. Gene Ontology annotation, biological process: CDP-choline pathway. The record is from RefSeq and is a predicted model, not a curated record.